AUUCCCAUGUUUCUUUGCAGCCGUCCUUUCUUUUCCGGUUGAGGCUCUGCUUAGGUGGAAGCAAAACUAGAAAAUGGCAAAGUCCAAGAAUCACACCAGCCACAACCAGGCCCGCAAAGCUCACAGGAAUGGCAUCAAGAAGCCAACGUCCCAGAGAUACGAGUCCUUGAAGGGUGUGGAUCCCAAAUUCCUGAAGAACAUGCGUUUUGCUAAGAAGCACAACAAGAAAGGAAUGAAGAAAGUUAGGGCCAGAGAGAAUGCAACGAAAUAAACAGCUGGAAUAUAUUCCUCAGAUGAAACAACCAGUGUGCCGUCUUCAACCUGUUGGUUUUCCUGUUGGACUGUGUAGCGUUAAUACCACCUGAAGCUAUUUUUCUACUUCAAUAAAACAGUGGGAUAUUGAA
Polyodon spathula (Mississippi paddlefish) is the source of this 404-nucleotide messenger RNA. Its product is annotated as 60S ribosomal protein L29-like. Gene Ontology annotation, biological process: cytoplasmic translation. Lineage: Eukaryota; Metazoa; Chordata; Actinopteri; Acipenseriformes; Polyodontidae. The record is from RefSeq and is a predicted model, not a curated record. Gene Ontology annotation, molecular function: structural constituent of ribosome. Bases 74 to 271 code for a protein of 65 amino acids. The transcript is spliced from 4 exons. Gene Ontology annotation, cellular component: ribosome; cytosolic large ribosomal subunit.